Messenger RNA from Neurospora tetraspora, 2054 nucleotides. RefSeq lists its product as uncharacterized. The record is from RefSeq and is a predicted model, not a curated record. Bases 150 to 2054 code for a protein of 634 amino acids. Gene Ontology annotation, molecular function: zinc ion binding. The transcript has 2 exons. NCBI's taxonomy places the organism in Eukaryota, Fungi, Ascomycota, Sordariomycetes, Sordariales, Sordariaceae.
GCUCAACCGUCGCCAUCCUGCACCCUGACCACCAUCUUCAUCAACGUUCGUGUUCGCAGUAAACAACAACUCUCGUUCUCUUCUUGCUAGAGGCAAUCAACACUCUCACACGUACAAUCUCGAAGGCCUGUUUACCCGAUACAUCAGCCAUGGAAAUUGUUUCGAAGCAAGAUCUCGGAAACUACUUGCCCGACGAUGCGCCGUGGUCAAGCUACCGUGACCAUAUUCUCCGAGUACAAUGUCUAAAGCGCUAUCUUGACGAUUUUGGCGACGUAGUGGGGCUUGUGAGCCGCCUCGAAGAAUAUCGACGUGGCCAUCCUGGUGAAGAACGACGUCUCUUUGACUGGCGCUUUCGCAAAUCCCCAGUCUAUGGCCGCGCAUUCAGACACGCUCUAGAUAAAAAAUACCAGGUCAUCGAGGUUGAAGAUAACAGCAACGAUACCUCGAUCGAGAAGCGAUUCACCCUGUUGGAGGCUUCCUCGGACAGGAAGUUUUAUGUCAUCAUUGGCAAAAUUCCCAUAUGUAGCUGUCCAUCCAGACAAGAACAAGGAGGUCGCAAAAACUACACUUGUGGCCACAUUGUCUACGUUCUUCACUUCGUCCUCGACUGUCCCGAGCCCCUCAGAUGGCAACAAGCUUUUCUCUUCAAGGAACUGCAGGCAAUCUUUCGCUACAGCACUGCUUUCCAUUACAUCUUUGACCUAGAACUAGACACCGCCUUCCUCCGCAACACCCAGUGCGCCCUUUGCUUCAGGAACUUUGGAGAACAAGGCCCAGUGAGGCGCGCUCAAUGUUGCGACCUGCUGGUGCACCCCGACUGCCUGGAUAUUCGGACAACGGAUCAUUGUAUCCUGCAUUCUUUUGCGUUGACCAAUAUGGGAAGCAGAGAAGCCAGUGCUGAUACUUGGUCGGAGCCCAGACCAUCACCUCCGAGGCUCUCCGAUGAUCAAAUAUUCAACAGCCAUCCUCGGCAGCCCUGCGAAGACGGAAACCACAUGUCAGAGUCAUCAAGUGGUGAUGAGGACGGCGUUGCGAAUAGAUCAAUAGACUUCUUCGCCGAAAGGAGUCAGAUCUCCCACCGCUCUCCCUCCGUCGAAUCGUCGACCCCCUCCUCCACUGGCUCAGUGGUCAUCAAGAAAGAGCCAGAGUCUCCUUGCCCUUCUCCGCGGAGACAACUGCCCUCAAGGGCUGCAAAGGAGGCCACUCGCGCCCGUCCGGACGCUUAUACGGGGUCGUCCCCCCGUAAGCAAGCGCUUACUCCGGGACGAGAAUGGACCCCAAAGCUCAGCAAGACGCCUAUUCCCUUGCCUGUAAUUCCAGGCUUUGCGCAGCAGCAGCUGUUUGGUAGUCAACCGGCUCGUCGCGUGGAGAAUGCCGUUCCGGCUCCUAUCGUUCCUGCGAGCACGCAAGGACGAUUUGGAAGUUUACGGGCAAUUGGUCGUGGUAGCCCAUUGCGUACUAUCACGACUGCUGAUCCCUCUCCCUCUCCCGCUUCUGCUACUGCCCCCUCGGCUUCUGGUCCUGCUGCUUCAGCUGUCUCCUUUUCAGGUGCUGAAGUCGCUCGUAUCCCAUCAUAUUCUCCCUAUUACGCUCCCCGCGCACCUCCCGUUAGUCCUGACCCCGGCCCCUUUAUUUCGCUGCCUAUCCCUCCCGCUGGUUCUACUUUCGCAUCUGUGUCAAUCCCCGUCACAGAUACCGUUUCUUCCCCUACCAAGGAGAAGAAGAUGAAGAGGAACCCAAAGAAGAAGAGGACCGCCAGCGCCGCCGCUGACCAAGCCAUCACUGCCGCGGACCAAGUCAGUCCCACCACUAUUCCCAACACGGCCGCCAUCAACACGACCGCGCAACAGACCGAAACCAACAAUUCCACAGCAGGGAAGCGAGAAAAACGCAAGGCGAGACUCUUCAAGCAAAUGUCCCGCCUUGAAGAAGACGCCAAGAAGGUGAGAGAGACCAAGAAGUAUGUCGAGCAGGAGCUGGCGAGGCUGGAGAAGAAGAAGAGCAAGGUAACGAAGAAGAUGACCAAGUUCUUGGAGACGGAGAGAGGUGUGUAG